ACUCACCACCCUCUUCUUCCUCAUCUUUCAUAAUUAUACUUCCUCUUUAAACCAAUAUAUAUAUAAAUAUAUUGGCAAAGAAUUCAAAGAGUAAGUUAAUCUUAUAUACAAUAUGGCCAAGUUGAUUGAAGACAUUAGAAGAGCUCAGAGAGCUGAAGGUCCUGCCACCAUCCUUGCAAUCGGCACCGCAACUCCUGCUCACUGUGUUUACCAAGCCGAGUAUCCAGACUACUAUUUCCGCAUCACCAACAGCAACCAUCUCCCUGACCUCAAAGAGAAGUUCAAGAGGAUGUGUGAGAAAUCUAUGAUAAAAAAGAGAUACAUGCACUUGACUGAAGAGUUGCUGAAAGAGAACCCAAACAUAUGCGCAUACAUGGCGCCAUCUUUGGACGCACGUCAAGACAUGGUGGUGGUGGAGGUGCCCAAGCUCGGUAAAGAAGCUGCUACUAAAGCCAUCAAAGAAUGGGGCCAACCCAAGUCACGUAUCACUCAUCUUGUCUUCUGCACCACUAGUGGUGUUGAUAUGCCCGGUGCUGACUACCAGCUCACCAAACUCCUCGGCCUUCGUCCUUCCGUUAAGCGUCUCAUGAUGUACCAACAAGGUUGCUUCGCCGGUGGCACUGUUCUCCGUUUGGCUAAAGAUCUCGCUGAGAACAACCGCGGCGCACGUGUUCUUGUUGUUUGCUCAGAGAUCACAGCAGUCACUUUCCGUGGCCCAUCUGAUACUCACUUGGAUUCUCUAGUCGGACAAGCUUUGUUUGGUGAUGGAGCUGCGGCAAUGAUCAUUGGAGCUGAUCCUGAUACUAGUAUUGAAAGGCCAUUGUUUGAGAUGGUUUCUGCUGCUCAAACUAUACUUCCUGACUCUGAAGGUGCCAUUGAUGGACAUCUUAGAGAAGUUGGGUUAACUUUUCAUCUUUUGAAGGAUGUGCCAGGGUUGAUAUCUAAGAACAUUGAGAAGAGUUUGGCUGAGGCUUUUGAGCCUUUAGGGAUCAGUGACUGGAACUCUAUCUUUUGGAUUGCUCAUCCUGGUGGACCUGCUAUUCUUGAUCAAGUGGAGAUGAAGUUGGGUCUGGACCCAAAGAAGAUGAAAGCAACUAGGCAUGUGCUUAGUGAGUAUGGGAACAUGUCUAGUGCUUGUGUGCUGUUUAUUCUUGAUGAAAUGAGGAAGAGGUCUGCAGAAGAAGGGAAGAUUACAACUGGAGAAGGGCUGGAAUGGGGUGUGCUCUUUGGGUUUGGACCUGGACUUACUGUGGAGACUGUGGUCUUGCACAGUUUGCCCAUUCACUAAUUAAGUUGAAGUUCUACUACUCAUCAGCAUCAGCAUCAGCAUCAGCAUGGUUGCAUCUGGGAUGAUAUUAUUAAUUUAUAAGUUUUUAUCCAUUUCCUCUAUGAGGCUUAAUAGUGCCGACAGUACAUGUGUCUGUUGCUCUGAAUUCACUUUCUCUUUCUCUUUCUCUUUCUCUUUCUCUUUCUCUCGCUUGCUUUCUUUCUUUCUCUGAAAGUGAUCAGGGUAAAUGAUAAGAUAAAUGCUUCUUUUGUGGAGUUAAUAAAGAUAUUUUUAUAUGUCAAUAAAAUGCUAGUUUUUUUCUUAA
Molecule: messenger RNA, 1592 nt
Organism: Dioscorea cayenensis subsp. rotundata (Guinea yam)
Lineage: Eukaryota; Viridiplantae; Streptophyta; Magnoliopsida; Dioscoreales; Dioscoreaceae
Product: chalcone synthase
Exons: 2
Coding region: 113-1288 (391 amino acids)
Biological process (GO): polyketide biosynthetic process
Molecular function (GO): acyltransferase activity, transferring groups other than amino-acyl groups
Source: RefSeq, a predicted model, not a curated record